GCCACAGCCAGUAGCUGGGCUCGUCGUCCUCUCGCCCCGCCUUCCCCUGCGUCCGUUGACGGCCGUCUGCGCCUCAAGCCAAGCCUCGGUCGAGCGCUGGGCUCAUUUCCGAGGCUGCUGGCUUUAGUAGAACUGAGGGAGCAUGAGCCAUUUGCAGAACUUACUGUUAGAUACACUCCUGGGAACAAAGCAUGUGGACAGUGCAGCCCUCAUCAAACUCCAGGAGCGAAGCCUAUGUGUAGCAUCACCAGGAUUUAGUGUAAUGCCCAGUGAUGUCCGAACACUCGUAAAUGGGUUUGCCAAGAACCCUUUGAAAACCAGAAGAGAAGGAUUGUAUUUCAAGGAGAAGGACUACAAAUGUGUCCGGGCAGAUGACUAUUCUCUUUAUGCCAAGAAUGAAAACACUGGUGUGAUUGUUGUGAAGACCCAUCUGUAUCUUCUGGUGGCAACUUACUCUGAAGGCAUGUAUCCCAGUGUCUGUGUGGAAGCCGCAGAGAAGUUGGGAGACUAUCUAAGAAGAAAAGGGAAUUAAGUCAUCAAAGGACUAUGAAAGAUGGCUUUUAUGAUUUUAGAAGAAAAUGAUAGAUCCUAAAGAAAUAAAUGCCUUAUUUUGUGGUUUAAAAACCCUAGGCAGAAGAUACUGAAAAGGAAGAAUGAAUUAAGGAAGCAAUUUUUCUCAUUUCAAGAGAUUCUCUUCUUUAAUUGGAAUUAUUUAAUCCACUUUUUUUUCAUUGGCAUGAAUGUGACACUGGUAGUUUCACAGAGCAUAUCUGUUGGAAGACUCCUCUAUGAGUCUCUUGUAUUCCCAUACAUAUUGUUGGAUAUGCCAAGAAUGCAAGAAUGACUGAAUUAAUCUCCAGUCCCUCUCCCCUCUCCAGAGAUCAGCGGUUGGGGGACCAGGGACGAAAGCUAAAAAUAUUUAUUAUAUCACUUCUGGUCUUAAUGGCAAGGUUGUAUUGAGUAAAAAGGUGGAUAUAUCUUACUAUCUUAGCCAGAUUAAGUAUUAAACAUUCAGUUCAUCUCAAUCA
Molecule: messenger RNA, 1028 nt
Organism: Odocoileus virginianus texanus
Lineage: Eukaryota; Metazoa; Chordata; Mammalia; Artiodactyla; Cervidae
Gene: PFN4
Product: profilin family member 4
Cellular component (GO): cell cortex
Molecular function (GO): actin monomer binding
Source: RefSeq, a predicted model, not a curated record